This is a messenger RNA of Lachnellula hyalina, 2193 nucleotides long. It is a transcript of the gene nif1, whose product is annotated as Mitosis inhibitor. The record is from RefSeq and is a predicted model, not a curated record. The coding region runs from base 1 to 2193 and encodes 730 amino acids. NCBI's taxonomy places the organism in Eukaryota, Fungi, Ascomycota, Leotiomycetes, Helotiales, Lachnaceae. The transcript is spliced from 3 exons. Gene Ontology annotation, molecular function: protein binding.
AUGGCCAAUCGACCGAAUUACCUCGACCUUCGAUCGCAAUCUCAUGGGCCAAUCGGUACCGGUCUCCCAUCCCCAAGAAGCCUCCCAUCGCCUCGUUUGCAUAUUGCGGGGGAUGUACCUCCUGAAUUAUCACCCCUCGAUGCCUUUGCUGCCCAAAGCAGGCGCCUGGCGAAGGAGCUGGAGAGAGGCAUGAAUGGGGAAAAGCGUAUGAGCAGAUUGCCCCCUCUUACUAUCGCAAGCUCCCUGGGCCAAAGCAGACCCACGUAUUUUCGUUCCGCAUCGGCAGAAGCAGCGUCUGGGACUCCUACCUCGCCAACGAACAGCCCUGGAAUAGGGGUGAAGACCGAAGUCGAGGCUUCAGCAAAUCGCCCCGUAUCCGUAUACCCCGUCGUCAGUGAAGCGCAACCAUCUCUACCUCAAGAACCGUCGCCCCGGUUUAAUCUACACGAUGAAGAGCAGUUCCGAGGAAGAAGUCCAGCCAGUCAGCCCGGAGGUCCGGGGUAUUUUGGGGUGCGAAGAGAACAGUCACCAUCAACUCUGGAGCGAGAACAAAAACCUAUCAGGACAGAAUAUUCUCCGUCUGCCAAGAUACAACCUAGACCAAGCGCUGAAUCGAUGCGCCAGCGCCUGCAGCAACCCCGGAGGCUUAACGAUGUAUCUUUGGGAAUGGGGAGUUAUGAUUCCAGAGCUUUGGCUCCACCACGUUCCCCUUUUGCACAGAGAGCUCCAAGUCCUAGGUCAAUGUCUAUGGACAGUUCCGAUGAGGAUUGCAAUACCUCCAACCCGCCUUAUACCCUAUCCCCCCACCGGAAGCUAUCGUCCAGUAGUGGACUAUCAACCUCUCCUAUAUCACCUACGAUACAACCAAUCCACAGAUCUCCAUCAAUCUCUUCUGAAAUAUCUGUUGGUGGGACACGUUUACCACGGCCAGCGUUCAAUUUUUCUCGGCCUUUAAGCAGGGCAAGUGUGAAUGGAAUACCGGCCGAGGUGCCAUCACGACAAGCAUCAUCUGAUAGCCAACCUUCUUUUGUUCUCGCCGACGACACUGCGCAUACGCCAGUCAGCAUGUAUAGUGAAGGAUUCCCGGAGAACAACAGCGAAAGUGGAGCGGCCCCUUCUUAUGUAUAUUCAAGAUUCUCGUUGCCCAGGGGAAAAAUGCUCCAAAGAAACUCGUUGAUCUUCCAGGAGAGUUUACCACAGGCACAAUUUUCGUGGGAGCAGCCUGUCCCUUUCAGCAAUGUCCAAGCUUUUCAUGGCGGUGCUCCGCCUUCACCUCCUUCGAGACCUUCAACUUCCUCUUUGAGGCCCGACCCUAUGCGACCGUCCCUAGAUCCCGGUAGACCCUCAAUAGAUCCAGCCAGACCAUCUCUUGAUGCAGUAAGGUCAUCUACUGAAAGAGGGAGAGCCGCAGAAAGAUCCUUUGCUUCUAAUAAUCGUGCUCAUUCUCCAUCUAUAUCUUCAUCAGGAACAAUCAAGGCAAAAUCACAGCAUUCUCUCGCGCCAUCUGCAGAAGCUUCUGGUGAGGAAAACGUUGCCAAAGCAAUAGAGUAUCACGAGGCUGGUGCUCUGACCAAAUCAACCUAUCACCUCCGCCUAGCUGCCCGACAGAACCAUCCUACGGGAAUGCUUCUCUACGCUUUGGCUUGCAGACAUGGAUGGGGCAUGCGGCCGAAUCAGCGUGAAGGGGUUAUUUGGCUGCGCAAAGCAGCUGAUUCCGCAAGCUUGGAAAUAGCUGAUGAUGAAGAUUUGCUUAAGGGUGGAAAAACCGUUGAUAUCUUGGAGAUCAAGACUCGGAAGGCUCAAUUUGCAUUGAGUAUUUACGAAUUGGGCGUCAGUCACAUGAACGGGUGGGGCAUAGAACAGGACAAGGCGCUUGCUUUGCGAUGCUUUGAGAUUGCUGGUUCUUGGGGAGAUGCCGAUGCUCUAGCUGAAGCAGGAUUCUGCUAUGCGCAGGCCAUAGGCUGCAAGAAGGACCUCAAGAAAAGCGCUCGGUUCUAUCGCCAGGCAGAAAGCAAAGGCAUCAGCAUGGUUGGCAAUAGUUGGAUAUACAAAGCAAAAUACAACGAUGGCGACGACCCCAAAAUUUCUUCGGAAUCACACAGCCGCCCAUCACUUGAAAAAGACAAGGACAAAAAACCUCGCAACAAGUCACGGUCGAGAAACAUGUUCGGCCGCAUGAAGUCAGCAUCUUAG